AUGGCUCUUCUCAACGGGUCCUUCGCGACCUUCCUGAUCGUAUGCCCAACAUGUUUCUUCCUAGGCAUCAUCUUCUCCCUCUUCCCCUACGACUACCCGAUUCUCUGGUCAACUGUCCCAACCCCAGAAUCCCACUUUGACUACCUAGAAGCGCAUCUCCGCUUCCUCCAUGCCUCCCCGCCGCUGAUCCCGCGCAUCCUCCACAUCGUAAUCUUCCUCGGUCUCGCAGGCCUAAUCUCCAAGCUCUACCGCCCCUCCGAAUCAAACAUGCUCUUUGACGGCGCCUCCCUAGUCCUCUACAUGUGCGGCGUCACCGUCUACAUCGCCAACAUCGUCAAGGGUCUCCGUCUCGCCUCCGCUGGACAGUAUGGAAAUGACCUUGUCGCCAAUGCAGAGGACAAGGAUCAGAUUCUCGGGCGCGAGGACUCGCUCAAGGUUCUCGCCGCUAGUAAUACUAUUCUGGCGCUUGUGCUUGUUGGUAUUUUGGUCCUGCAGGCUGGUCAGUGGUACGCCGAUCGGAAGGAUGCGCAGGAGUUUGAGGAUCUGGCCACCGGUAAAAAGGAUGAUGCAGAGCCUGAGGCUGUUGCGUCGGGGUCGGCGAAGCCUGGUCGUCAGGGGAGUCAGCGGAAGAAGAGCAAUUAG
This is a messenger RNA of Penicillium atrosanguineum, 642 nucleotides long. RefSeq names its product putative secretory component protein shr3. The transcript has 2 exons. The coding region runs from base 1 to 642 and encodes 213 amino acids. The record is from RefSeq and is a predicted model, not a curated record. Gene Ontology annotation, biological process: endoplasmic reticulum to Golgi vesicle-mediated transport. NCBI's taxonomy places the organism in Eukaryota, Fungi, Ascomycota, Eurotiomycetes, Eurotiales, Aspergillaceae. Gene Ontology annotation, cellular component: endoplasmic reticulum membrane.